This is a messenger RNA of Silurus meridionalis, 3006 nucleotides long. It is a transcript of the gene plk3, whose product is annotated as polo-like kinase 3 (Drosophila). The transcript is spliced from 15 exons. Bases 94 to 2082 code for a protein of 662 amino acids. Gene Ontology annotation, cellular component: nucleus; centrosome; spindle pole. Gene Ontology annotation, biological process: mitotic G1/S transition checkpoint signaling; mitotic cell cycle; DNA damage response. The record is from RefSeq and is a predicted model, not a curated record. NCBI's taxonomy places the organism in Eukaryota, Metazoa, Chordata, Actinopteri, Siluriformes, Siluridae. Gene Ontology annotation, molecular function: protein binding; protein serine/threonine kinase activity; ATP binding.
UGGGCGUGUUAAUGAGGAGUUGGCUGGUGUAGUGUGGUGGACUGCGGGGCCGAGCUUGUUUUUGGAGGGGAAGAGAGACUUGAGUGUUAAUGAAUGGACCCGGCUUGUUUCAGCACAGUACACCGCCGUUCUAGUCAAAUGAUGGACCCGGAUUUGUUGAAGGCGUCCCCGGAGCUCUCUUCUCCCUCAACAACACAAAAACCGAGCCGGAGCAAAUGUGAACAAACCAAAGUGGAGCUGGCGCAGAUGGUGGUCGAUCCGAAAACUGGACGUUCAUACUCCAAAGGAAAGCUUUUGGGAAAGGGAGGAUUUGCUCGGUGUUAUGAGAUGACCGAUCUUUCCAGCAACAAGAUGUACGCUGUGAAGGUGAUUCCACAAAGCAGAGUAUCCAAACCACAUCAGAGAAACAAGAUAACAAAUGAAAUUGAGCUACACAAAACCCUCCAGCACAAACAUGUUGUCAAGUUUUCUCAUCAUUUUGAAGAUCAGGAUAACAUCUACAUCUUCCUUGAACUCUGCAGCAGAAGGUCCUUGGCACAUAUUUGGAAAGCACGACACACCCUGACAGACCCUGAAGUACGGUACUACCUCAGGCAAAUCAUUUCUGGCCUCAAAUACCUCCAUAAUAAAGGAAUCCUUCACCGUGACCUCAAACUCGGUAAUUUCUUUGUGAAUGAGAAUAUGGAAUUACGAUUGGGAGACUUUGGACUUGCAGCAAAGCUGGAGACUGUGGAGCAGAGAAAAAAAACCAUCUGUGGAACACCAAACUACCUGGCACCAGAAGUAUUAAAUCGUCAAGGACAUGGGACUGAGUCAGAUGUUUGGUCACUGGGUUGUGUGAUGUAUACACUUCUCUGUGGGAACCCUCCAUUUGAAACCUUAGACUUGAAAGAAACAUACAAAUGCAUCAAAGAAGUGAAGUAUACACUUCCACGGUCGCUCUCUGCAGCAGCGCAGAAGUUAAUCUCUGCAAUUCUGCAAAAGAACCCCAGUGAUCGCCUUACACUUGACCAGAUCCUGGCUCACGAGUAUUUCAGUAAGGGCUUUACUCCAGACAAACUUCCACCCAGCGCAUGCACAGUGGUGCCAGAGCUCAACCCACCCAGCCCUGCCAAGAAGUUCUUCACCAAGAUGGCAAAGAGCCUUUUUGGCAAGAAGAAAUCCAAAGCAGAGAAGAUCCCUAUUGAAGACAAGGAGGACAUCUCCAAGCUUGUCUCGGGCAUGAUGAAGCAUUCCAUUAGCCGGCAAAUCAGUCACAAGACGGUGGGAGUGAAUGAGGUUGCCUCUCCAGCAGGUCAGUUGGCUAUUUCUGGGCCUUUAGACACACCAGCUGAGGACGAGUCUAGAAAGUCAACAUCCCGUUCUUUCAAACGCAGGCUAGCCAGCAGUACCGAUGGAUGUGAAGACUCCCUGACCCCAGCAGCUGUGGCUGAUGCCACCAUGAAGGUCCUUAGUAAUUGCUUGUCUACCAUGCCUGCAGCAUCUACAAAUACUCCAUGCGUCUCCAAGCCUACACCUUUCGUCUGGGUGACUAAGUGGGUGGAUUACUCCAACAAAUAUGGCUUUGGUUACCAGCUCUCCAAUCAAAAUGUUGGAGUCCUAUUCAAUGAAGGCACUCAUCUGAGUCUCUGUGAUCAGCGAAGGGUAGUUCAUUAUUGUUUGACCAACAAUAAACAUUUCACCUUUCAAGUGGAUGCUCUACCAGAACAGCUCCAAAGCCAGAAACACAUUGUGGAGCUGAUGGCCAACUACAUGGAUCAGAAUCUCAUGGAAGGUGGAGAUCUGGGUUGUGAUGACCAGCCAUCACCUACUGAUUGUCCCCUUCUCCUGCAGUGGAUGAAGACCGAUCAUGCUUUAGUUAUGCUUUUUAACAAUGGUUCACUUCAGGUGAACUUCUACACUGAUCACACCAAGGUGAUCUUGUCCAAGUCAGCAGACUCAUACUUGUUGACCUAUAUUAGUCGUGAGCGGAUCUCUUCCUCAUAUUCUCUGAGCACACUUUGUGACCAUGGCUGCUCCUCUGAACUGCGCCACAGGCUCCAUUACGUGGUGCAGCUACUGCAGCACUACACCAAAACAUAAAUCAACCACAAAAAAAAAGGAUCGAAUCCUCAAGGUCUAGGACUGACUCCACUUCUGGAGAAGCUUGCAUCUUGCCUCAAAAGUUCUCUUAACAUAUAUUCUGGCCUCUUUGGAUUUAUGGUGCACUGUUUUGGAUAUUGUUUUUCUUUCCUGUGUUGCACUGACACUUAACAACUUGACUUCAUGAUGUACACAACAAAGUGACAAGGAGUUAAAGAGAACUUGCGUGACCUGAAUGAGGCUUUUUGUUUGGAUCACCUGCCUUCCCCUUUAUUUCUUCACAUCAUGGUAUACAUCAAACAUGGAAAGUUGGUGAUUCUAAACAUUUUAGAGUGAUUUAGUUAUAAACCUGGAAGGGCUAGUAGAACUCUGCACCUGGAGGUGUUGAGGUGUGAAGGAAGAGUCAAGUGCCUUUCUAAGGGGUGUCUUCUGGGUUGUGCAAUAAUGGCCCUUCUGUAUCUUUAAGCUCAAAUAACAAAAAGGUAACGGAAAGGGCUUAUCUGGUGGAGCCUUUAUUUUUGAGUUGAAUUCAGUUGUCUAAAUGGAUGGUAGUAAGCACUACAAACACCUACUGUAAGCUUUUUGCCUGGUACAAGAUAUUAGUCAUAUAAUAUCCUAUCAGAUAAGACUAUAUAUUCUUCAUUUGUGCCUCUACUUACUGUUUACAUCAUGAACUCCACCAUGUGGCAUUGUCCUUAAUACUGUGACACUGACUGUAGUGUUAAAAGAAAUAAGUAUGAAUUCUUUCAUCCCAUCUUUGUGAGUAAUUUUCAGGCAAAAUCUUGGCACAAUUAUUUAUGUUUUUAUUUAUUUUUUUUUAUUUAUUUAUGUAACCUUAUGGUGUUUAUCACUGUGUAAAUGUUCAAUGUCACUUUUUUAUGUAUUGGAAUCUUGAAAUGGGGAAUAAAGUUUGUUGAAAUGCAA